Molecule: messenger RNA, 3918 nt
Organism: Blepharisma stoltei
Lineage: Eukaryota; Ciliophora; Heterotrichea; Heterotrichida; Blepharismidae
Source: the annotation of a GenBank genome assembly
AUGGAUAAGCUCAUUGAAGUCUUAUACAGCUGCAUUAUAAAUCCUCAAUGUUUAUCUCAAGGUUCUUCUGUUUUAAAAGAAUGAGAAGUUCAGGCUGGAUAUUCUGCAACACUUUCAAAAAUUUUGCAUGGCUCGAUACAACUCCCACCUCAAAUCCCGGAAUCAAUGAAAUUUUUUAUUAGACAAUUUUCAGGCAUUCUUUUGAAAAAUUUCAUAUCUGAUUAUUGGAGCGAAUCUUCCCACAUAUCGCCACAAGAUAUGAGAGAAACGAGACAAGUUUUAAUGCAAUGUAUCAAAAUUGAUGAUCCUAAAUUGAAAAAUUUAGCAGUAAACAAUAAAUAGGUUUUGGCACUCUCUGGAAUUGUUCUAAGAGACUUCCCAGAUCAAUGGCCACUAUGUUUUGACAAUUUAUUACAGCUUGCAGAAGGUAAUGAUCUUGUAACAAUUAAUUCAAUUUUACCCGCUUUAGGCAUUAUUUUUGAUGAGUGUGAUGAUAGAUUAUCUCGAGCCACACAUCUGAUAUUCCCGGCUCUUUACAAAUUUUUUAAUCAGGCAGUAGCACAUAACAGCGCUCAAACAAAAGAAAAAUGCUUAAGUGUAGCUUCCAAGUGUUUAGAAAGCUUAUCCUGGGCUGAUGGCGUUGAUCAAGAACUUAUUUCGUCUUCAUUGGACUCAUCCUGGUCUAAUUGAUUUUAUCUCUUACUUGAAAUCCUCGGAUCUGAGGACUCAACAAUUGAAAUGAAAAGAUUAAGCCUUAAAAUGCUAACUACCUUUUUUAGAGAUUUCACUACUUAUUCUUUCAGUUGGUAUUAUCUAGUAAUUCAGCCAACAUGGACAAUAUUACACCAACUUGUUCCCUUAUACCAAGCAAAUGUGGUAUACUCUAAAGAAAUUCUUAUAAAUGAUGAGCUUGAGAAUGAAACUGAAGGAGUUGAAGGUCUCACGAUUCAACUCUUAGAGCUGAUCACAUCUCUUAUCAUAAGACCAGUAAUCGGCCCUCAAGUUGUGGGAGAACUUAAAGCACUUGUAAAUACUUUAGCUUGGUAUCUCCCUCUUACGGCUGAGCAAGAAGAUUUGUGGAGCAACGAUCCGAAUCAGUUCAUAUCUGAAGAAGAUAAUGAAGAAUAUUUGAAAUCGUCUAGAACUUCCUGCUUAAAGCUGAUUUCCGCUUUAGUUGAUUUGUUUGGGGAUGCUUCUAUUGAGUGCAUUGUAAGUGCUGUGGAAUCGAUACUCCGUAGCAUUUCACAAGAAUCCUCUGCUCCUUUAUUAUACUCCUCCAAUGAAGAUAUACAAAAUAUUAGUAACGGGAUUAAUCAACAUUUGCAAGAAAUAGUAAAAAAAUUUUCAAGUCAGCACAUAUGGAAAGCUAAAGAAGCUGCAGUUUUGUUAUUAGGAAGCAUAAGUACAGAUAUCAUCGGUUAUAAUUCUAGAGCUAGAAAAGCAGGAAAGCAGCCUCUGGAAGUUGCAAAUUUUUUUGGAUCAGUGAUUUUGUCUGAUCUUGCUGGGAAUGAGAGUAAAAAUCCCUUUUUGAAAGGAAGAGCGCUUUGGUGUGCUGCCAAACUUUCUGACAUUAUGGAUGCGAAUCAUCCAGACUGUGUUAACAUUUUCAGGAUUUGCUGCAAUGAAUUGAUACAUUAAAAUGACAUAGCGAUCCAGACUGCCCUUCUAACACCUGUGCUGGAGCUAUCCAGAGACCUUUAGAAGCAGAGCGUUCAAAAUAUGAAUCGGCCAUGUUUUACCUGAUCUGGUGAAAUGAAAUGUAGAAUUCAGCCGACUGCAUGCCUGCAUCCAGAGCAGGGUUUUACCUCAUGGGAAAUUGGUCCUUCAGAAUUGAAAAGAAGAGCCUAUCAGCGUUUUUGCUUAAUCGGACCACUUUCUAGCUCAAUAUCAGCGUUGCAAUAGGUUACAAAAUUCCAUUUCGGUUGGCAACCUGAUCAAAAGUUUGAUUUUUCAAUUUUCUCGAAGAGCAACUCCAUUGAAGCGCGCGGUACAGCGAUUCAGUCAAUGCACUCUUGGUGAACGAUCAAUCUUGGCUCAGAGGAGCCCGAUAACUGAUUUUUGGGUUGCCCAUCAGAUUUGGUUUACACCCUCCGGAUCGAGGUCGAGAAGAUGGCUGAGCACCAAAAAAGUAGAAGAACUAGUUGCUCGCGUGGUUAUGCGGGGGCCUCUCAAAAAGUUAGCUUAACUUAGCCUUACUGCAAUGCAUUAAAUGCAAAAGAGCCUAUCGCUGUGAGAUUGUCUGCCUGCUAUGCAAUACUUAAACUGUCACGAAAAUCAGCAUCAAGCAUAUCAGAAAUCAAUGAAAUUUUGCCAAACUUGUUAGUAAAUUUAGUUGCUCUUAUCCAAAGAUGCUCUCCUGAUAUUCUACACUUAGUUUUAGACACUUUCCAAGAAGUUCUGCCUUUAAAUUCAGAUAUAAGCAGCACAGUUCCCCAAUAUGCAUCUGGGAUUUUCUUGAAAUUGUUUUCUAAGCACUAUGGAGAAAGCAGCUUAAUAUCAAAAAUAUUUGCUAUAAUAAGAUACUGGUGUGAUUUAGGCAAGUGCAUGGGAUCUUUAUUAGAUGUAUUUUUACCGUUCGUUAUGAGCUUAUUUACUUUAUAUCCAGCUACAAGUAAAGAAAAGCCAGGCUCAAUGAGCUCAAACAGCACGAUGGGCUCUCAAGUUGAAUCACUGCUUAUUCUUCCUAGCUCUCUAGAGCUAAUGACUUUGUUUUUGAAGAAAUCAAAUGCAGAAAGCAGCGAAAGAAGGAAAAUUAUGGAUAUUAUUGAACCUUUACUAGACUUAUUAGGCAGGACAGAGGACAUUUCAAUACUUUUACAAGGAACUAAUUGUCUAAGGGCAUUUUGUGGGUUUUCUGCUGAAGAAGUAUUAAAAAGAGGUUUAGAUGAAAAAAUUAUAGAAACAGUAGCAAGCUUGCUCAAUCCUCUUAAAAAUGAAGCUGGGGCAUUGGGACUGGGAUAUUUAGUUAUCCAGGUAUUCAGCAAAAUCUCACCCAAAAUUGAUGAAGAUUUAUUAAUUGGCUGUCUGAACAAGCUUCAUCGUUGCAAAAUGCCAUCAAUUGUACAAGGACUUGUGCUGGUUUUUGCUCGGUUAAUUCAUUCCCAUAGUGCUGAAAUCCUCGGCUUUCUCUCCAGCCUUACAGUUGAAAGGCGAGUAGGAUUAAAAGUAUUACUUGACAAAUGGCUGAUUCACCAGCCAUUAAUCCGAGGCCGUUAUACGAAAAAUGCCACAAUUGCAGCUUUAGCAAGAAUUUAUACAUUAAAAGAUCAAGCAGUAGAAAGUUUGCUUGUUGUUGGUUACAACCCAUCUCAUUCCAAUGUAGGUUCAGAAGUAUUAGCGCCGUUCAAAAUUUUAUCCACAUUGAUACGAUGCCUAGACAAUGAAGCAUUUAUGCCUAAAAGAAAACAGCAAGAAGAAAUCGGGCUAAAUGAAGAGUUUCAAACAGUAGUGGAAGGCUCUGGGCUUGGAUUUAUAGGUGAUUAUGAAGAGCCUGGAGAAAGGAUGGAUACAAUUGAAGAUGAUAAAGACAGUGUUCAAGAAGACCGUGGAGAGCGAGAAGAUCCUAUGGAAUCAUUGAAAAAUGACUUGCUAAAAGAAAUAAAAGAAGAUUAUGAUGUAAGGGAUUUCCAAAUCCCAGUAAGUAAGGAUAAAGGAUUGGGAGAUUAUGAAACAGGCUCUGAAUGUUUGAUGUCUGAUAUGCUUGAUUUUGAUUAUGAAGAUAACGAUGACAUCAAUGACGAUAUUAAUGAAGACGACAUGUAUUCGCUUGGAGAUUGGUAUGGAGGAAUUACCUUGCAAACCUUUUUGCUAGAUUUCUUCAACAAUUUGAUUACGAAUGAUAAAGAAUAUCUAUUAGCAUGCAUGAAGCAUCUGUUGGCUGAAGAUAUUGCACUUUUCAAGAAGCAUUUCACGUUCUAG